AUGAGAGCAGCAUUUUCACUCUUGGCCCUUGCCGCCUCGGCCCUGGCUGCCAACAUCCCUCCUCGGGGAGAGAGUCAGCUCGUCGAUAGGACAUAUGGACAUGGUGGUAAGGACAAGCCGGACGGCGGCUGCAAAGCCUGCGAGACCGUCACCACCUCGGUCAUCGUGACAUACACGACUGUCUGCCCCGUCACCGAGACCGUUACCAAGCCCGGCUCCACCUACAAGACGACCUACACGACGACCAGCACGGUCAAGACGGUCGUCCCCACGACCAUUGUCGUCACCCAGACGGGCCCCCCGGUAACCAAGACGGAAGGACAGGUCGUUUACACCACCCUCACCGAGCUCUGCCCGGUCACCGAGACCAAGGUAGUCGACGGCUCUACGGUGGAGAUCACGUGGACCUCGACCUCGACCGUAGUCACCAAGGUCCAGCAGACCGAGACGGUCUACACGACGUCGAUCGCCACCGAGUACGAGACCACCGACGUCUACGAGACCGUCACCUGCCCGGUAACCACCUACACCACCGUCUCGGAGGGUUCCACCAUCAAGGUGACCCAGACCGACACAAUCACCCUCACAAAGACCUCAGUCCACAUCAUCACCGACAUCAUCCCCGUCACUCUGACCGAGCACGUGCCCGUGACGGUCAACAUCCCCGUCACGGCCCAGGAGACGGUGACGGGCUACUCGACCGUCAUCAUCUCGGCGCCCACCACGGUCUAUACCUCGACGCCCGUGGUCGUGCCGCCCACCACCGUCAUCGUCCCGACCUCGGUCACCGUCGUGCCUCCGCCGCCGUCGAGCUUCACCACGGCUACUACGGCGCCGUCUGCGACUACCGCUACCACGGCUACGGCUUCUAUUUCGACUGCUGGGGCGGCGGAUAUGGUGGUGGGAGGAGGUGAGAAGGGGGUGGUUGCGCUGGUGGCCGGGUUGGUUGCGGCUGUUGUUCUUAUUUGA
Messenger RNA from Parathielavia appendiculata, 969 nucleotides. RefSeq lists its product as uncharacterized. The record is from RefSeq and is a predicted model, not a curated record. Lineage: Eukaryota; Fungi; Ascomycota; Sordariomycetes; Sordariales; Chaetomiaceae. The transcript is spliced from 3 exons. The coding region runs from base 1 to 969 and encodes 322 amino acids.